AUUUUACAAUACAUCAUUCUUUUUUUGCCUAUAUAUAAUAGUACCCAUAAGUGAUCCUCUUCACUUCCACCUCUUAAUUGUGGAGAUACUGAGAUACAAAUAAGAAAAUGUUUGAUUUUGGAAAGUUGGGCCAUGGAGGAGUAAUGGUACUAAUGAGAGUGGCAAUAUGCAUCACUAUCUGCUUCAAUGGUUCUGCAGCAUCUGCUCGAUUGCCCUCCGUUCGCAACAAACUUCUGGAGAAUGGACUUGGCCUAACUCCUCAAAUGGGAUGGAACAGCUGGAACCAUUUCCAAUGUAACAUCAACGAAGUGUUGAUCAGGGAAACAGCUGAUGCAAUGAUAUCGACUGGGCUUUCCGCGCUCGGAUAUGAAUAUAUAAACCUUGAUGAUUGCUGGGCAGAACUCAGCAGAGACUCUCAGGGAAAUUUUGUGGCCAAAUCUUCUACUUUCCCUUCUGGAAUUAAGGCGCUGGCAGAUUAUGUUCAUGGAAAAGGAUUAAAACUUGGAAUCUACUCUGACGCUGGAACUCAGACGUGUAGUAUGCAAAUGCCGGGAUCACUAGGAUAUGAGGAUCAAGAUGCAAAAACAUUUGCCUCAUGGGGAAUUGAUUACUUGAAGUACGACAAUUGCAACAACAAUAAUAUCAGCGCCAAGGAAAGGUAUCCUGUAAUGGCAAAGGCUUUACUGAAUUCAGGGAGGUCAAUAUUUUACUCUUUGUGUGAAUGGGGCCAAGAAGAUCCUGCAACUUGGGCAAAGUCUGUUGGGAACAGUUGGAGAACAACUGAAGACAUUAAAGAUAGCUGGGACAGCAUGACUUAUCUCGCGGAUCUCAACGACAAAUGGGCAUCCUAUGCUGGCCCAGGUGGAUGGAAUGAUCCGGACAUGUUGGAAGUUGGAAAUGGAGGAAUGAGCGCCAAAGAAUACCGAUCACAUUUCAGCAUAUGGGCAUUAAUGAAAGCGCCUCUGAUAAUUGGGUGUGAUAUUCGAUCAAUGGACAAUGUGACACUGGCACUGUUAAGCAAUGAAGAGGUUAUUGCUGUGAACCAAGAUAAACUCGGCAUUCAAGGGAAAAAGAUUAAGAAAGAUGGGGAUUUAGAGGUGUGGGGAGGACCCCUAAGCGGAAAUAGAGUUGCCAUUGUUUUAUGGAACAGAGGAUCUACAAAAGCUAAAAUUACUGCUCACUGGUCGGAUGUAGGGCUUAGUUCAACGACACUGGUUGAUGCACGAGACCUUUGGAAGCGUUUGACACAUACUUCAGUGAAAGAACAUAUCUCGGCUUCUUUGGAUCCUCAUGACUGCAAAAUGUACAUUCUGACGCCAAAGUAAAGUAACCCAUAAUGAGGCAGCAAAAAAUGUACCUUCUGUCUCCAAAGUAAGGUUGCAAGCAUCACCCAUAAUGAGGCUGCUUGUUAACGUUUAAUCAAAUAAAAAUCCUUUGCUCUUCUUGGCCAACUUGUUUCAUAUACGAAAGAUGUUCGCAUCAACCUAUUUAUAUAUGUAGCAUCAUGGUUUGAUUCUUCAUUUUUAUCCUCAUGAUAACAAUCAAUAUCCCCAGGUAGUGUAAUUUCUUUUCUGUUGUGUACUACUUAACGCCAGACUGGGAACGUACAGGAGGAUCUCCCAUCAACUGGAAUAUACAUUCCCUACGCUACUAACAGGAACGAAAAAAAUAAAUAAAAAAAAAAAAAAUCGAUUU
Messenger RNA from Striga asiatica, 1695 nucleotides. NCBI's taxonomy places the organism in Eukaryota, Viridiplantae, Streptophyta, Magnoliopsida, Lamiales, Orobanchaceae. The record is from the annotation of a GenBank genome assembly.